GUGGGCAUCUUAGCUUAAAAAUCGAACAGAAUAUUGAAUAAUAAUAAUAAUGUACGUGCUGCUGUUAAUCCUUCUAGGAAUCUCACGCUACAAGGCUCAGAAGAAUGUGCAAUUGACGGAUGGAUUUUACGCAGCCAUCGUGAGCAGCUUUUCGAACAGGAACAUUAUGUUCUCCACGGAGAUGAUACGAUCCAGCAUGCUGUUCAUCUACGUGGGCGUGGAGGAGGCGGAGUCCGAGCAGAUUCGAAAGGCUCUGCACUACCAAGGAACCCAUCUAUCUGACCACAAGCCGGAGGCACAGAAAAUCUUUGACAUGAGUGCGCAGACAGCGCCUGUGGCCAAGAGUCUAACCCGAUUUUUCGUACGUCAGAAUCUGAAGAUGUCCACGGAAUAUAGGGUUUUCAUGCGACACACAGAGGGUAGAGCUCGUAAUAUCGCCUUUAAUCGUGAAAAGCUGAACGAGGUGAAUACACUUUAUAGCCACGAAAUGGGCGAGCACAUUGGACAGGUGGUGAAGGAGAGCUGGUGGAAGCCGAACAGCCAAGCACUCCUCAUAAAUGCCAUCUACUUCAAUCUCAGUUGGGAGCACACUUUCAAUCCGGAGGCUACAUAUCCCCGCGAGUUUCGGGUGAAUGCCGCUAAGAAGGUUAUGAUACCCAUGAUGCACGAGGAUAGUAAGUUUGCAUUCGGCACCUUGGGGAAUCUUAAAGCCAGCGCCGUGCUCGUGCCCUUUUCCCAGGGAGAUCUCCAAAUGCUCCUGAUAAAGCCAGAUCAGCCCGAUGAACUCGCUCACCUGCAAGUGAAGCUGUCGGGCAUGGAUAUCGUUAGCGUUGCCAGGAAUCUAACCAUGAUGGAUGUCUUUGUGGGCAUACCGAAGUUCAGGCUACACAGCGAUCUGGAACUCACGCCAGCUCUGGAACAGAUGGGCAUCAAGGAUAUAUUCAAGCCGAGCAAGUCGUUCUCAACGUUGCUGCACAGAAACACCAACUUUCGCAUUGACGGCGUCAUCCAUGUAGUCAGCUUUGAGUUUCAGGAGCAGGGCAUUGGUGCGCCCAGUACUGAUGUUGGCAAUGGUAGUUUGACACACACCUUCAAUGGGGUGAAGUACUUCCUGGCUACUCAUCCAUUUGCUUUCUAUAUCAUAGACCACACAUCAGUAUUCUUUGCCGGUCAUGUGACAAGCUUUUAAAGGUACCCAAAAGUACCUAAGCAUUAAAGUAUCCAAAUUAUUUGUGAAUAAUACAUCGAUAGCUAAUGGGUCAGGUAAUUUGUGGGGAUAAAUUAUUGCAGAGCUGAGAUGUUUAUGAAUAAUAAAGUGAAUCGUUCAAGGUA
Messenger RNA from Drosophila teissieri, 1332 nucleotides. Its product is annotated as serine protease inhibitor 42Dd. Lineage: Eukaryota; Metazoa; Arthropoda; Insecta; Diptera; Drosophilidae. The transcript has 2 exons. Gene Ontology annotation, molecular function: serine-type endopeptidase inhibitor activity. The record is from RefSeq and is a predicted model, not a curated record. The coding region runs from base 50 to 1189 and encodes 379 amino acids.